AUGACAAGUCGCCUAGAUCUGGAAGCACCAUCCCCGAAUCGCGUUCAGAUGAUGCGAGUAGAAAAUGAGAGAAUUGCCGCAUCCAUAGGCCAACCUCCAAUGCCACAUUCAAAGGAAAAGGUGUCAGCGAUUACUUCCAUGGGUUUGCGAGUGUUGGUACUACUUGCAGUCCAAAACUCUUCAAAGAAUCUAUUGUUACGGUUCGUGAUGAAAGAGAGACCCAAAUUCCUAACAUCUGCGGCAGUCAUUGGUUCUGAGUGCACGAAGCUGACACUCAGCCUGCUCUACAUACUAUUUAUCGAGAAGAGACCGCCUGAGUCGAUUGUUCAAUAUUUCCGAGAUGAUUUGAAAAACACAAUGCUUGUUGCAGUGCCGGCUAGCGCCUACAACUUGCAGACAUCGUUGGAAUUCGUUGCCCUAGCCAACCUCGAUGCGGCAAUGUUCUCCGUUCUAGUCCAAACAAAACUUCUAUUCACAGCAACUUUUUCUUAUAUUGUUUUGGGGAGAAAAUUGAAAUAUAUUCAGGUCAUAUCUUUGGUUUUGCUCACAGUCGGGGUCAUGCUUUGUAAUAUGAAAUUUAAUGCUAGAGGCAUCGAAGACGAGAAGGAUACAUUCACAGGAAUCUGCGCAACACUUGGGAUCGCCAUUAGCUCUGGUUUUGCUAGCGUAUAUACAGAGAAAGUCAUCAAGGCUCACAGGGCCACAUCACCCGUGUCUGGGGCAUAUUCUUUGGCGUACACCCAAGUGCAGCUUGCAGUGAUGUCUUUGGUAACAAUCGGAAUUUAUGCCAUUCUGCAUGACUUCAGAGAAAUUUUUCAGUAUGGCUUAUUCCACAAUUUCAAUUUUGGAGCCUUCUUGGCGGUACUCAACUCUGCGAUUGGAGGAUUGAUUGUUGCGUCUGUACUAAAGCAUGCAGACUCCAUCCUAAAGGGAUAUGCCACCGCUGUCAGUGUAAUCAUGACAGGAGUGCUCAGCAUGGUGCUAUUUGGAACUAAGUUGAACACCGCAUAUUUCAUGGGCAUUAUCAAUGUUGUUGUCGCAGUAUUGUUGUAUAAUGGAAAGAACCUUGAUGUGUUGGUAUGCUAA
This is a messenger RNA of Cylindrotheca closterium, 1086 nucleotides long. Lineage: Eukaryota; Bacillariophyta; Bacillariophyceae; Bacillariales; Bacillariaceae. The record is from the annotation of a GenBank genome assembly.